Molecule: messenger RNA, 2769 nt
Organism: Lontra canadensis (Northern American river otter)
Lineage: Eukaryota; Metazoa; Chordata; Mammalia; Carnivora; Mustelidae
Gene: USP26
Product: ubiquitin specific peptidase 26
Exons: 1
Coding region: 1-2769 (922 amino acids)
Biological process (GO): G1/S transition of mitotic cell cycle; protein deubiquitination
Cellular component (GO): nucleus; cytosol
Molecular function (GO): cysteine-type deubiquitinase activity; cysteine-type endopeptidase activity
Source: RefSeq, a predicted model, not a curated record
AUGGCCACUCUAAGGGUACAUGGUUUUGUCCAAAUAUGGAGCAGGAAGAUGGGGAUGUCUAGGUCCCAAGAAGCAUACAUUGAAACAGUAGAAAGAAAGAAGAGGAUCAAAUUGGUGGUGUGUUUCACCACCGGAGAAUCUGUAACUUUUCAACUAAAUAAUAUUAAAAAUGUGGUCUUUAGAUCAUAUGGAGAAAAGCAAAAUCACCUGCGUUUAAUUUUCCAAAACAGUAGCUUCUUGUUUAUGGAAAGAUUAUAUUUCAGAGAUGCUGUACAGUUGAAGAUGUUCCUGGAUAGAGUCCAUCAAAAUAAUACUCAGUCAUCUGUGAGACCUGCAAAGGAUGGAAAUAUCUUUGCCAGCAAGACAACACCAAAGGAAAUCAACAAAAACUCAUUCCACAAAGCAGGCAAGAAGCCAAGUAGUAGAUCUUUUCAGAUAGGAGAAGGAACUCGAACACCUGACCAUCAGAAGAGGGCUUUAUCUGCAUCAAAGUCAUCAAAACUUCAUUGCAAAGAUUUAUUAGAGAAUGGAUACGGGAAGAGGAAAAGGAUGGUAUCAUCUGGUUCAGAGAUGACUGGGGAAACCCCCAAAAAGAGUAAUUCUGUAGGAAAGAUGAAAUCCCAGACAAAUCCCUUGAGUCAUGUGAGCCAUGAUGAGAAGAAAAAAUUGAGAUUAAGAGUGUUAAAAAAGAAAAAGAAAUUAGAGUUUGAGGCCUUAAUAAAGACCACGUCUCCUGGAAAGCCUCACUUGGAUGGCACAGGUCUUCUUCAGAUGCUGACUGAGAAACUAUAUUUGGCAUUUCUGUUGGCACCAAAGUAUAGUGCAGAUGACCCAGAGUGGGACAAACUCAAGAUGACUUUUGAUUUCUACCCAGAGAAAUUAUGGCAAGGCCUCCCCAACUUGGGAAACACCUGUUACAUGAAUGCAGUUUUACAGUCCUUAUUUUCGAUUCCAUCAUUUGCUGAUGAUUUACUCAGUCAGGAUUUCCCAUGGGGUAAAAUUCCCCUUGGGGCUCUUAGCAUGUGCUUAGCACAGCUGUUUGUUUUGAAAAAUAUUUAUAACAUAAAAAUCAAGGAGAGGUUACUUGUGAAUAUUAAAAAAGCCAUUUCAACAGUUGCAGAGAUCUUCUCUGGCAACAUACAAAAUGAUGCCCAUGAGUUUUUAGGCCACUGUUUGGAUCAGAUGAAAGAGAACAUGGGGAAAUUAAACACAAUUCGGAAGAUGAAAAUUGAAUCCAAGGAGGACAACGCCGCUCAACAGGUCUUUGCUGACAAUGCUGCCACCAGAGUGCUCAUUUGUCCCGUCAUCACUAAUUUUGAGUUUGAGUUGCUGCGCUCUAUUAUUUGUCAGGCUUGUGGUCAGGUUGUUCUCAAGACAGAAGUGAGUAAUUAUCUCUCCAUCAACCUUCCCCAGGGAAUGAAAGCGCUCCCUUUGUCUAUUCAGUCUGCUUUUGAUCUCUUCUUCGGAGCAGAAGAACUUGAGUAUAAAUGUGAGAAAUGUCAGCACAGGAGUUCUGUCGCAGUGCACAAGUUCAGUAGGCUCCCCAGGGUUCUCAUUGUUCAUCUGAAACGUUAUAUCUAUAACGAGUUUUGGUCGCUGAGGAAGGAUGACCAGGAAGUUGUUAUUUCUAAGUAUUUAAAGUUAUCAUCUCACUGCAAUGAAAGUACCAAACCACCUCUUCCUGUGAGCAAGAACGUAGAUAAUAGGGACAUCCAAGUCCUAAAAGUCUUUCAGAAGUUGAGUGCUGAAAGACUCCAAACAUCAGCACUUUCCCAAAAGUUGACCUCAGCAUCCAGGGUUCACCCGGUUCCACAUGUUGGGCCAGACAAAGAGUCUAAACCACAAAAAUCCCAGAUUCUCUAUGAAGGGUCACACAGAGAACAGCAGAAAAAAGACCUGGGAAAAUGUUCCAGACUGAAUGGGACAGAUUCCAAAUUGGUGAACUUAGGAGAUGGAAUAGUCAUUGAAAAAGAGGUAUUAGCCUCUGGCUUAAUGAUGGAUCUGGAACAAGUGUCCUCUUAUCUGAUCUGUGACGAUGAAAGUAAACCCCGCAGUGGUCCAGAAACACACCUUGCAGGCGUUCAUCUUCAAGAAGCGUCUGAAAAUCGAAAGCGAAAGAAAUACAAUAAAACUAAUACAUUGGUAGAUUUUGAGAGUGUUGCUGACACCGUUGAAGAUUUUUAUGAUGGUAAAAAAAACAGAAUUUCAAAGGAAUCCCAAAAAGUGGCUGAACAGACCAAGCAGCAAGAAAGGGUGAGGCUCUAUGAACAAGCCCUUCAGCAGGCACUGCUUCAAGCCCUUUUGAAGCCACAUGUCCAGUGGUACACACAGAACCUCAGGCGACACACAAACUUAAGUCUCCAGGGGGCCAAUGUGAAUUCCCUAGGUAAAUCGAGUUCUAAUAAAAGCCCUGGAAAGAAACAAGCCUUGGAUACGAAGACAGAAACGGAAGCCAAGACACCAAAAGGAAGUGCCGAGAUGGGAGAUCUCUAUGCCUAUCGGCUCAUUGGUGUUGUCAGCCAUCUUGGGAAGUCCCCAAAUUCAGGCCAUUAUAUCAGCGAUGCCUAUGACUUUGAGAGGCAAGUAUGGUUCACUUACAAUGAUCUCCAGGUAUCAAGUAUCCAAGAAUCUCUGAUGCAGGAGGCUAGGCUUUGCACCGGGUACAUCUUCUUUUACAUGCACAAUGAGAUCUUUGAAGAGCUGUUGAAAAGGGAAAAGAACUCCCAGUCUUGUAGUGCAGAGACAAGGGAGACCCCUCAGGAGAAAUAA